Aedes aegypti (yellow fever mosquito) is the source of this 682-nucleotide messenger RNA. RefSeq names its product general transcription factor IIH subunit 5 (gene Tfb5). Bases 131 to 352 code for a protein of 73 amino acids. NCBI's taxonomy places the organism in Eukaryota, Metazoa, Arthropoda, Insecta, Diptera, Culicidae. Gene Ontology annotation, biological process: transcription by RNA polymerase II; nucleotide-excision repair, preincision complex assembly; nucleotide-excision repair. The record is from RefSeq and is a predicted model, not a curated record. Gene Ontology annotation, cellular component: transcription factor TFIIH core complex; transcription factor TFIIH holo complex. The transcript has 2 exons.
GGCGAAUCGCAAAAAUACAGUGUUCUUUUGGUGCAUUGCCGAUUAAUUUUGAGAAAUUGAAGCGAUUAAUCGGUGCAAAAAGUUCAAACCAAUUGUCGGAGGGAGGGAGCCUUCAUUUUAGUCAUCAGCAAUGGUGAAUGUAAUGAAAGGAGUUCUCGUUGAGUGUGACCCGGCUAUGAAACAAUUCCUGCUACAUCUGGACGAAACUCAAUCCCUUGGACGCAAAUUUAUCAUUCAGGACCUGGACGAACGCCACCUGUUUAUCUCAACUGAUAUCAUUGAAACUCUUCAGGCCAGGGUGGACGAUUUAAUGGACCGGAUUAGCGUUUCUCUGCACGAAAAGGAAGCCUAAGUUGGUUGCAGUAGAAGCAUAUCGUACAAAUUCUCAACUUUUCAAAACGAUUAAAGUACUAGGCAUAAGUUAGCAUUACGAAAAUGGCAUCAAGAGAAUCCGGUCGAAUCCGAGAGGCGGACAAAAAGCGUGUCCUGGAUGAUGCCUCCCGGAAACGCCGAGCCCGCAAAGCGUUGGAAGCCCUCGAGCAGGACAAUUAUCACGAAGAUCCCCACGCCGAUUUGGUCAUGUCGAAGAAAAUCCCUAAAUUCCAAGACAACAUGGACGGUGUAAGUAGCAGCAACACCAAAAAGAAAGCUAAACGAAGCAAGGGCGCGGAAUACUACCGGG